This is a messenger RNA of Oncorhynchus tshawytscha (Chinook salmon), 2440 nucleotides long. Its product is annotated as mitochondrial ubiquitin ligase activator of nfkb 1-A. Gene Ontology annotation, molecular function: ubiquitin-protein transferase activity. The record is from RefSeq and is a predicted model, not a curated record. The transcript is spliced from 7 exons. Lineage: Eukaryota; Metazoa; Chordata; Actinopteri; Salmoniformes; Salmonidae. The coding region runs from base 238 to 1308 and encodes 356 amino acids. Gene Ontology annotation, biological process: organelle organization; protein ubiquitination.
GGAAGGAGAACAUGUCAUGUGAUCAAAACAAAAAGCCAAUUCUUCCGGUGAAGACAACUAGUGUUUUUGAAAGGUGUUUGGCGUGUGCUAGAUGGGUAAUCAGCAGAGGUGGUUGCCACUGUUUUCCGUCUGUCUUCCGCAGUAACAUAGAGAUAUGGCUGUAUGGGAACACUAACCCUAUGAAGGCCUGUUACCAGGGGGGUGAGAAGAGACGGUGUGGAGUGUGUGUUGGGGGGGAUGGAGGAGUUUCCAGUGAGGACGGUGGAAGGGCUGUGUCUAGGCACCAGCUUGGCUAUAUCUGGUUUCUUCUACUACGUCUACAGGAAAAAGAGGAAAACGGUGGACAAGCUCAAUGAUGCACCACAGUUGACUUUGGAUGGGAAACUGGCAGACCUUUUGAACGUCACACCGGGAAAGUGUCUGCAGUAUGUUGUCAUUGAAGGGGCAGUGCAGCCUCUGGGGGAGCCUUUGAGGAGUCAGUUCCAGGAAGGCACUGUGGGGGUGGUGCAGAAACUCAUGCUGAGGGAACACAAGCUGGUGUGGAAUAGCCUGUCUCGCACCUGGACGGACAGUGAGCGUGUGCUGCACCAGAGGGUGAACGCGGUGCCCUUCAGCCUGGUCGGGUCGGACCAGGCCAACGUGAGGGUGCUGUGUCCCCUGGAGGCCUCGGGUCUAGAGAUGGAGAUCAUCCAUGAGAAGUUCCACCAGGCCACCUAUGGUUUUACCGACAUCAUCGGGCAGUACCUCAGUGGAGAGAAGCCCAAAGGCCAGCUGGAGACUGAGGAGAUGCUCAAGGUUGGCGCUACUCUGACAGGUGUAGGCGAGCUCAUCCUGGACACUGACCGGGUGCUGAAGCUCCGCCCGCCCACUGACGGCUCGGAGUACUUCCUCACCACGGCAGACUUUGAGUCCCUUAGGCUGGAGCAGGAGGGCCAAGCGGUGGUCUGGCAGGUCCUGGCCUCUGUGUUCGCCCUGGCCGGGUCAGCCAUCCUCUUCUGGUUGGGCCACCGCUACUACCGCAGCCUGAGGGUCCGCUGGGACCAGGAACGGCUGAGGAGGGAGUUUGAGAGGUUGGGUGCUGGUGGGAUGGGGGAAGGGUCUACGGCUGGGGAUACACAAGAGGGGUCUGGGGAGCAGGCACCCUUGGAAAACGCCUGUGUGAUCUGCCUGACCCAGCCGCGUAGCUGUGUGCUGCUGGAGUGUGGGCACGUGUGCUGCUGCUACAGCUGCUACCAGGCCUUGCCCCAGCCCACCUGCCCCAUAUGCCGGCAGGCCAUCAAGAGGGUGGUGCCCCUCUACCAGGCCUGAUGCCCAGCCUGGGAGUAAAACAGAUGUGUGUGCUCAUGGUUGGUCUAUGUAUGUAUCCCUUGGGGUGUUGUUACCUGUACUCCUAGAAAGACAAGGUCAAGGUGAUAGAAUGGAGACAUUUUAUAAUUGACAUUUAGGCUGGUUGUAAAACCUUGAAGAUGAUUCUCCACAUAGAGGCAGAAGGACCGAACUCUACUGUGAUGAUAAGUCACCCUGAAAAUACAACUUUGGAGAGCCGAGGAGAGGCCUAAGCUAGCAAGACAGAGCAGGACAUGCACACACUAGUCCUUAAACCCCUCACAAUGUCAGAGAGAGAGACAAACUCUUGAUAGACCAGGCAAACCAUCACUGUACUUAUUACACUGUAAUAAUCACCUGAAUGCUUGUUGGCAUUCUCAACACAAAUAGGCUAGGUGCCGCUACUGUAUUAACAAAAUGUGAAUCUUUGAGGUUUGAAGCACUUAAAUGCAUAUGUAUUAUAAAGCUAACAGCUGUUGAGUUUGGUUUUGAAUAGUAAAUACAUGUUUAUAUACUGAACAAAAAUAUAAAUACACCGAUUUUUACUGAGUUACAGUUCAUAUGGAAAUCAGUCAAUUUAAAUCAAUUCAUUAGGCCCUAAACUAUGGAUUUCACAUGACUGAGCAGUUUAUAUUUUUGUUCAGUAUAGAUACUGGGAAUGCAGUUCUCUCAUAAUUAAAGUGUGCAUAUGGAUAGAGAGGUGUUUACGUUUGUAGUACUAUCGCUUGCUUUGUGCCUUAUUUUUCAUCCUGGCGUAAGGAGGGGGGGGAUCGUUCCACCAAUUAGAUUUUUGUUGUAAAGAUUCCUGUCAAAUUGCUUUGACGGGGUGGAAGCUUGUUUCCAACAGGGAGGGGGGCAAUUGAAUGUGAGCUUGAGAACAUUUCUGAAAUCGUUAACAUUUCUAGCCUAUCUAUGGGUAACAGGGUUGGUGUUUUAUGCUCGACCCGCUCCGUUUUCCAGCACAAAAUACCAGAAAAGGUGCAAAGAAAACAAAGAGUAGUACCAGCUCACCUGGUAUUUACACUAUGAAAUUACUACUAAAUGUUCCAUAUUGAAAGAUGUAUUGAAUUCUCCAUGUGGUCUAAAAUAUUAAAGGGCAAUUAAUUUAUCAUAA